Pipistrellus nathusii (Nathusius's pipistrelle) is the source of this 2181-nucleotide messenger RNA. Lineage: Eukaryota; Metazoa; Chordata; Mammalia; Chiroptera; Vespertilionidae. The record is from the annotation of a GenBank genome assembly.
AUGGCGCUGCUCGCGAUACAUUCCUGGCGCUGGGCUGCCGCGGCGGCUGCUUUCGAAAAGCGUUUGCGCCUCGCGAUUCUGAUUCGGCCUCUAGUGUCUGUGCGCGGAUCAGGUCCGCAAUGGGGGUCACGUCAGCUCGGCGUCCCAGGAACCGCUCCAAAUUCCCAGGCUCUCCAGGGAUGGCCGCUGAUAGAAAAGAGGACGUGUUGGCAUGGUCAUGCAGGAGGAGGACUCCACACAGACCCGAAAGAAGGGUUAAAAGAUGUUGAUACUCGGAAAAUCAUAAGAGCAAUGCUUUCUUAUGUGUGGCCCAAAGACAGGCCAGAUCUACGAGCUAGAGUUGCCAUUUCCCUGGGAUUUUUGGGUUGCGCAAAGGCCAUGAAUAUUGUGGUUCCUUUCAUGUUUAAAUAUGCUGUAGACAACCUCAACCAGAUGUCGGGACACAUGCUGAACAUGAGUGAUGCACCAAAUACAGUUGCAACCAUGGCAACGGCAGUUCUGAUUGGCUAUGGUGUAUCGAGAGCCGGAGCUGCCUUUUUUAAUGAAGUUCGUAAUGCAGUAUUUGGCAAGGUAGCCCAAAAUUCAAUACGAAGAAUCGCCAAAAAUGUAUUUCUCCAUCUUCACAACCUGGAUCUGGCUUUCCACCUCAGCAGACAGACAGGAGCUUUAUCGAAGGCUAUCGACAGAGGGACAAGGGGUAUCAGUUUUGUUCUGAGUGCUUUAGUAUUUAAUCUUCUUCCCAUUAUGUUUGAGGUCACUCUUGUCAGUGGUGUUUUGUAUUACAAAUGUGGUGCCCAGUUUGCACUGGUGACUCUUGGGACACUUGGUGCAUACACAGCAUUCACAGUUGCAAUCACCCGGUGGAGAACUAGAUUUAGAAUAGAAAUGAACAAAGCUGAUAAUGAUGCCGGUAAUGCUGCCAUAGACUCGCUGCUGAAUUAUGAAACUGUGAAGUAUUUUAAUAAUGAAAACUAUGAAGCACAAAGAUAUGAUGGAUUUUUGAAGACAUAUGAGACUGCUUCGUUGAAAAGUACCUCUACUCUGGCUAUGCUGAACUUUGGUCAAAGUGCUAUUUUCAGUGUUGGUUUAACAGCUAUAAUGGUGCUUGCCAGUCAGGGAAUUGUGGCAGGUACCCUUACCGUUGGAGAUCUAGUAAUGGUGAAUGGACUGCUUUUUCAGCUUUCAUUACCCCUGAACUUUCUGGGAACUGUAUAUAGAGAAACUAGACAAGCACUCAUAGAUAUGAAUACCUUGUUUACAUUACUCAAGGUAGACACCCGAAUUAAAGACAAAGUGAUGGCAUCUCCCCUUCAGAUCACACCACAGACAGCUUCGGUGGCCUUUGAGAAUGUGCAUUUUGAAUACAUUGAGGGGCAGAAAGUUCUUAGUGGAGUAUCUUUUGAAGUCCCUGCAGGAAAGAAAGUGGCCAUUGUAGGAGGUAGUGGGUCAGGGAAAUCCACAAUAGUGAGGCUGUUGUUUCGCUUCUAUGAGCCUCAACAGGGUAACAUUUACCUUGCUGGUCAAAAUAUACAAGAUGUGAGUCUGGAAAGCCUUCGGAGAGCAGUGGGCGUAGUGCCUCAGGAUGCUGUACUCUUCCAUAAUACCAUUUACUACAACCUGUUAUAUGGAAACAUCAGUGCUUCACCUGAGGAUGUGUAUGCAGUGGCAAAAUUAGCUGGACUGCAUGAUGCAAUUCUUCGAAUGCCACAUGGAUAUGACACCCAAGUAGGGGAACGAGGACUCAAGCUUUCAGGAGGAGAAAAGCAAAGAGUAGCAAUUGCAAGAGCCAUUUUGAAGGACCCUCAAGUUAUUCUCUAUGAUGAAGCCACAUCAUCAUUAGAUUCAAUUACUGAAGAGACAAUUCUUAGUGCCAUGAGGGAUGCAGUUAAACACAGAACUUCUAUUUUCAUUGCACACAGACUGUCAACAGUAGUUGAUGCAGAUGAAAUCAUAGUCUUGGACAAGGGUAAAGUAGCUGAACGUGGUACCCAUCAUGGUUUGCUUGCUAAUCCUGGCAGUAUCUAUUCAGAAAUGUGGCAUACACAGAGCAGCCAUGUGCAGAACCUUGAUAACUCCAAAUGGCAUGCAAAGAAAGAAAAUGUAUCCAAAGAGGAGGAAAGGAAGAAACUACAAGAAGAAAUUGUGAACAGUGUGAAAGGUUGUGGAAACUGUUCCUGCUAA